CCAGCAUCAACAUCCCGCCUGAUUAAUGAUACCCUCUUUCUUUUCUGUCGGCUUAUAACUGGGACAAAGACUUUCUCCAAGUUUGGCCUGCCCCUUUAACAGCAGUGCAGCCCUAGUGGUGAUUAUCGGACUGUCCGAUUCCUUGGAAACUCUGCGGCGCAGCUCUCACUUUAAACCGGGAUCAUGGCGGCUCCGCUCGGGCGGGACACACUACCUGAGCACUGGUCCUACGGAGUGUGUAGGGAUGGCAGGGUAUUUUUCAUCAACGACAAAACUCGCGGCACUACUUGGCUCCAUCCCCGCACGGGUGAACCUGUCAACUCAGGACACAUGAUUCGAUCAGAUUUACCGCGGGGAUGGGAAGAGGGCUUCACCGAGGAAGGCGCCAGCUACUUUAUAAACCACAACCUGAGGACAACGACAUUCAGGCAUCCUGUGACGGGACAUAUCUCCUCAGAAAACACUGACUUCAUUUUACAAGACCAGGCAAAUUUACGCAUGUCCAAGCCACCACCAGAGCCGAGGCCUCCCAGCAUGGUCAGCGAGUCCUCUGUUGCCAUCUCCUCAUCCCCUGCAGACACCACCUCAGGAUCCAGGAGUUUGAAACCCAGUGGGAAGGUGCACUGCUUUGGCAAGCGCGACCACUCCAUCAAAAGGAACCCUAAUGUCCCAGUGGUGGUGAGAGGAUGGCUCUACAAACAGGAUAGCUCAGGCAUGAGACUGUGGAAGAGGAAAUGGUUUGUGCUUUCUGAUUACUGCCUGUUUUACUAUAAAGAUAGUCGAGAGGAGACAGUUCUGGGUAGCAUUCCCCUGCCCAGCUAUGUCAUUUCCCCUGUGGAACCUGAGGACCACAUCAGCCGCAAGUACGCCUUCAAGGCCUGCCACACAGGAAUGCGCUCCUACAUUUACAAUAAGAAUUCUCUGAUUGGCUCGCAGGCCGAGCACUGUGGCAUGAGGACCUACUUCUUCAGCGCCGACACACAAGAGGACAUGAAUGGCUGGAUCCGGGCCAUGAACCAGGCUGCGCUGAUGCAGAGCCAUGGCGUGAAGAGAGAAGCUGAAAGACUCUCCAAACCUGAACAGCAAGCAGUCUCUCAGAACAACCAUUUCAGCAGCGGCAUCAAAAGCUCCUCCCAGGCCGAGGGCCUCCAGCAGACAGUGCAUGUAGAGGUCGCAGAGCUGAGGCCGGAGCGAGAUGGAGAGGAGUGCUAUGUUUACAGCAAGGACAUGUUGGAAGAUCCUGUUAAAAUCACCUCUGGAGAGAUGGAAUUGGAAGGGAUUUCCCCAUCAGGUGCCCAUUCUCGCCCGCCUUCCACAGUGCCCACUCACAGGAACGGACUGCCCUCCUCGGGCGUACCUCCCGAUCAGAACGGGAACGUGGUGUAUAAGAGGGGUCUCGUCCCCCGUACAGACACAGAGAAAAAGGUACAAAGGAAAACUGCGCUGGCUCAGGUCGAGCACUGGGUAAAGGUGCAGAAAGGAGACCCCAAAAGCCAUCCCACUGCUGAGUACACCCUACCCAGACGGACACCGCCUCUGCAACCUAAAUCCGUGAUGUUGGAGACGUACCAGUCAUUGCCAAAGACCACUCGCCAUCACUCCGGAGGCAGUUCCCCACCAGUGCCCCGCAACCUGCCUAGUGACUACAAGUACGCCCAUGACCGUCUUAGCCACUUUCGUAUGUCUACUGAUGAGCGAUUGGCCACUAAAGAGGGCAUGGUGUGGCAGCUGUACGAGUGGCAGCAGCGCCAACAGUUUCGCCACGGAAGCCCCACAGCGCCAGUCUACACCGGGCCUGACUACAUGGACACAUCUGCCUUCAGAGUCACUCUGGAAAUGCCACGAUCCAUAUCUGUGCCCCCGUCACCGUGUGACAUACCCCCACCCGGCCACCCUUCCAAGUCCUUGUCCCCACGCAGGCCCCACACGCCCGCCGACAGGGUGACGGUGCGCCCGCUGGAUGACUUUGCCACCGUGGACACUCCCAGCUUGGGUUCUCCCAGAGGAAUAUGUUCCCAGAUCUCAAAGACCUCACAAAUAGAGAGGAGAUCCAUGCCAACAAUGGGGUACAUCACGCACACAGUCAGUGCGCCAAGUCUGCAUGGAAAAACGCCGGAGGAGUUGACCCUGCUGCUCAUCCAGCUCAGGAGACACCGGGCCAAGAUGGCCAGCGUGCGCAGCGACACAUUCACACACCUGCAGAACCAGCACAACGGCCUCUUAGGCCCCAGUUUGCAGGCAGAUGACACUUACAUCCAGCUGAAGAAGGACCUGGAGUAUCUAGACCUGAAGGUGGGCUCUAGUGGAUCUGCCUUCACCUUCCUCCACCUCUCAUCUUCUCCCUCUCUCCUCAAGGUAACUGGACGUGACUCGCUUAAAGAUCGACCACCUCGGCCUGUUAAAAUAGCUGAAAGUGACAUAGAUGUAAAGCUUAGUAGGUUAUGCGAGCAAGACAAGAUCCUACAGGAGCUGGAGGCCAGGAUACGCACACUCAAAGAAGAUAAGGACAAGCUCGAGUCAGUUCUGGAUGUUUCCCAUCAGCAGAUGGAGCAGUACCAGGAUCAGCCCGCCCAUGCAGAGAAGAUCGCAUAUCAACAGAAGCUGUUACGAGAGGACGUGGUCCACAUCAGGGCGGAAAUCUCACAGGUGUCCACGGAGAUGGAAAACGCUUGGGUAGAGUACAGCCAAUUGGAGAGAGAUGUGGACAGACUGCGUUCAGCCCUUCAAGAUCAGAUGUCCCACAGUGCUCUUUCUCUGCAAGAGAAAUCUCAGCUGAGGAAGGAGUUGUGGCGGAUCGAGGACGUGCUUGCAGGCCUGAGCUCCAGCAAAGCCAACUACAAAGUGACCAUUGACUCUGUGCGGAAUCCAGGUGAGAGCGGGCCCCUGCCUGCCAUCACCCCCAUGCAUUGGAACACAGACCGAGAGAGGAAACUCGUGCCUUCAGCGUCAUUGUCCGCAGUGCCUUCUCUGUCUGCGAGCCCAUCCAUGGGUGAACUGAAAGCUGCUCAACCCAGUCCACAUCUCAGUCCAGUGCAGUCUACCCAGCAGCCCUUGCAGCUCUCACAUACAGCACACAAGCCAAAAUGGCCUGAAGAAGAUGCUCCACCCAGACCCCCUCUCCCUCACCUCUACAGUCCAGACGAACACCCUCCGGCUGUGCCCCCUCUCCCCAAAGAGACCUCCGUCAUCCGCCACACAUCAGUCAGGGGCCUGAAACGACAGUCUGAUGAGCGGAAGCGUGAUCGUGAGAUCGGGCAGUACACUAAUGGAGAUCAGAAGGUUGAGAUACGAGCGUUCUUGAGCGAGCCUGAACUACUGGCAGUUGGUGGACAAAUUGGGGGCUUGAGCCGUGAUAGUGGUUACCAAACUCUACCAAACAGAGGCUUGACAGGCUCAUCUUCAAGACUGAACCAGUCAUCAAACAUUUCAUCAUUUGUCACCCUCAGAAGAGGACUCACCACCACAAGCUUGAAGGAGAGACCAAAGAGUGCCUUGGAGCGGCUUUACUCUGGGGAGCCCGUGCAGCAGCGCGGCCGCAUGAGCGCCGAAGAGCAGCUGGAGAGGAUGAAGCGUCACCAAAAGGCUCUCGUACGGGAGCGCAAAAGAACGCUCAGCCAGGGCGAGCGGCAGCCGUCCUCAUCUCGUACCUCCUCCUCCUCCACAUCCAGACCCGUGUCUGCAGACCUGGGAUCAUGGAGGAGAGAGCAGGACUUUGAUUUGCAGCUUCUUGAGCGGGCCGUGCAGGGUGAAGAGAGACUGGUCGAGCACAAAGAGAGACAGCGCUCUCACUCAGACGAAUGGCUCACCCUGAGCAGCACACCCCUGAGAGAACUAGAUCUGGAGCCUUUGGACUACCAGCUGGAUCUCAGCAAAGAGCUGGCCAAGCCACAAAAGGUGGCCAUCCCCGAGCGCUAUGUGGACCUGGAUCCAGAGGAGCCCCUCAGCCCUCAGGAAAUGGAGGCCAGACAUCGUAAAGUGGAACGAAUCAAGAGCAUCCUGGCUAAGUCUAGUGUCCAGAAUAUACCUCCUCCAGCAGCAGUAGACAAGCCGGUUCUGCCAGACGUAGACUCGGCUCUACAGGAGCAAGAGAGGAUCAUCACCAUGUCCUAUGCCUUAGCAUCAGAGGCCUCGCUCAAGAGCAAACAAGUGGCAGCCUCACCGCCGGUUAACAGUCCCACCUCACUCCCUCAACCUCCACCACCCCCUCCUCUUCCUCCCCCCACUCCUGUUGCCGUCUCUACGGCUCAGUCUGCUCCCCCUCCCCUGAGCAAUGGAUUUCACUACACCUUUGUCUAAUCAGAGAAAAACAAAAGAGAAGGAGGGUGGAGAGUGUUUACCUGUCUACUAUUAGUAAGCCAAAGCUGUGUCUGGAUAUUGAGGUGCUGUCACAUUCUGAAAACCCCACUAGUGGUGGACAAACUUAAACUCAGCUUAUCGAAUCACAUCGCUCACAUUUAGAGAUGACGUUAGCGCACUUUUGGACUCACAUGGGAACUCACUUCUGAAAUGCAUUUUUGUAGAGCUAUUAUUUGAUAUGGACUUCUUGCUGUGGAAACUGCUGUGCAUAUGCUGUACAAAAUCUAACCAUGAUAACCCAGAUAUAGAGAGCCAUUUUAUAUACAUUACUGCACUUUUAAUAUGCACCGUAUUGUAGAGAACAUUUAAAGCUCAUGUUUCACUUCUCAAGGCAAGACAGAUGUUUGAAACGGUAACGUAAUGGCUAAAAGUAUUAUACAUGUGUAGCGCAUUAUGAACGUGAAGGGUACAAAAAUGUCAAAUGUCGAUUGUAUUUUGUCAAUUCAGAUGAUAUUCUUACACCAAAUCACUUGAAAUAUUAUUUUUAUGUAUCCAGCACUGCCAGUUUCCAGUUAGCUUGCCAAAUGCAUUUUAUUUUUGUUGACAAAGUUAAGAAAAAAUAACAUUAAUAUUUUCAGACAGGAUUUGUGGGGAAGGGGUUGGGGAGGGAUAUGCCACAUACUUUUUUUAAAGAAACUGUAAAUAUUAAAGAUAUUAACAAGCCAUUUGUCUUUUAUUCUGCCUGUGUUCUCAAAGAAUGAAAGAAGCAGAGAAAAGAAUUUCUAGUUUUCCAGCUUCAGAAGAAAAAUGAUGUCAAAUUAGCAAUUUAUGAAAUUAUUUUACAUUUGCAUUGCAUUAUAAUAGGUCGUCAACUCCAUUCUUACAAAGUAAUUCGAAAUGACACAUUUUGUGAAUAUCUUCUGAUCUCACCUUGUGUUUUA
Molecule: messenger RNA, 5237 nt
Organism: Labeo rohita (rohu)
Lineage: Eukaryota; Metazoa; Chordata; Actinopteri; Cypriniformes; Cyprinidae
Gene: plekha7b
Product: pleckstrin homology domain containing, family A member 7b
Exons: 30
Coding region: 184-4296 (1370 amino acids)
Molecular function (GO): protein binding
Source: RefSeq, a predicted model, not a curated record